GAGGUAGGAAGAGCUCACAAGUAUGAGCAAAUAAGCGCGCCGCACCACUCAAAUUGCUUAUUAAGCCUAGCAUGACUUGGGAAGUGUUUACGAGGAUGAGCAAAUUAGUGCGCGCCGCAUAAUGGCUCAAAAUUUAUUUUCCAACCCUUACAGGCAGACUCGCAUAUGUGAAUGCGGUCGUUCCCAUCUUGUACCAACAACUCUUCGAGCGUGUAAAGAUUUCUCUAGGUAUUGCUUGUUGAUUGUCAAUUAUCACUUUUACAAUCGAUCGUUUCGAAGCUCUGCAUACAUUCAGCACGAACCAUAGGGAUACAAUGGUUUUCAGAUUCACGAUAGACAAGGUGGUCAACCAGUACAUCCCUGACUCGGUGAUACCGUCCUUUCCGCCCGUCAUUGCAAGGUUUCUAGGCUCACACAAACCGAAGCCACGGUCUGAUCUUUUGGUAUGGCUCGAUAUCUUAAUCGGCUCCUUCUGCGGGAUUGCGCUUCUCGAAGCGGUGUUUAUGCCGGGCCACUCGCCUAUUUUUACCGCCGAACACCACGCUCCUAUGAUCAUUGCCAGUUACGGGGCAACUGCGAUUCUCAGUUUCAAUUCGAUCGGGGCGCCGCUAGCCCAGCCUCGUAACAUUCUCAUGGGCCACUUCACGGCCUCUUUGAUCGGGACCUGCAUCUCCAAGCUCUUUGGUCUCUCUGAGGCAGGGAGAAACAAUUAUUGGGCGUCUGGUGCGUUGAGUGUAGGUAUCAGUUCGGUAGCUAUGUCCAUUUUGAACUGUGUUCACCCUCCAGCCGGUGCUUCCGCGUUACUUCCUAGUAUUGACGUCGGCAUCCGGGAGAUGAGCUGGUGGUACUUACCGGUGCACCUUAUCUCCUCCUGCUUGGUCAUCUGCGUGGCAUUGAUCGUGAAUAAUGUAUUGAGGGCGUAUCCAGCGUACUGGUGGACCCCAAUGAAGAAGGAGAUGGGUUCAAACGCUGUUGUGGAGAAAGAUUUAAGCUGGAAAGAGAUGGUGGCGUACGACGAGAUAUCGAGAGGGGUGGAGAUCACCGGCGAGAGUAUACUAGUACCGGCAAAACUUGGAUUGACUGAGGAAGAAUUAGCCUUUUUAAAUGGCAUUCGUCAAAAGAUUGAGUCCUACAACGGCCCGAGUACUGAGGGAAAGUCUGUUUAAUAGAUGAAAGGGCGAUUCGGUUAGGUACAAUCCUAGAUUUGGCCAUCGGUUUUUUUUCUGAGUCAAAUCGGAAAGAAAAAAAGGUUAAAAAGAAUGUGGAUGAUUUCCAGAACAGCAAAUAUGCCGAUAAAUAAUAGAGUCGCUGUCUUCGCGAAGCCCGUGCCGGAUACAUAUAGGACGUAGAACAGAGUCAAUUUGAGGAAAUGAAUAAAGCAUGACGUAUAGGUAUUAA
Babjeviella inositovora NRRL Y-12698 is the source of this 1398-nucleotide messenger RNA. RefSeq lists its product as uncharacterized. Lineage: Eukaryota; Fungi; Ascomycota; Pichiomycetes; Serinales. The coding region runs from base 315 to 1166 and encodes 283 amino acids. The record is from RefSeq and is a predicted model, not a curated record. The transcript has a single exon.